CUGAGCAAACAUGUGAGAUAGCCAGUUGGAAAGCACUACCAUCUGAAGAAUUCCAAGGGUAAUGAAACACUAUAGCGCUCACAGAUAGUGGCAUAUUUACAGAACUGCAAGAAGCAAGACAGAGCUCUAGCAAGCUGCAAGCCUCUACCCAGCAUCCAUCUGAAAUCUCAGGAAAAGGUGAGGAGAGUAUUUGUCAUUCCUGAGGUGAAGCAGAAUCAGCAGCGGACAGAACAGAGGACUAGGAAAGAAAGGGGAAGAGGAAGAAGAAGCAGCCAUGAUGGGCACACCUCUCCGGAGGAAAGCCCCGGCAUAUGAGAUGGCUGAAGCCGAACUUCAUAAGGAAAGGCUACAAGCCCUGGCGGAAAAACGAAAAAGACAAGCUGAAAUAGAAGAUAAAAGGCGACAGUUGGAUGAACUUGUUCUACAGCUUCAACAUUUCAAGUCUAAAGCCAUGAGGGAGAGAUGGCUUCUACAGGGGACAGCAGGGCUACAAGAGGCAGAUGACAGCUGCAGGAAACAAGUGGAAGAAGACGAACUUCAUGUCAAAAAACUAGAAGAUUUAAUUCACAGAUUGGAGUCAGAAAUCUGUCUUUUGGAGAACGAAGAGUCACAGAUUUCAGCUAAAGAGCAGGUUCUCAGAGAGAAACUGAGGGAAACUGAGAGAUCUAUUGAAGAUUUGCAGAAAAGUCUUCAGUGUCAAGACGGAGAUGCAGUGAAUUAUAACUGCUCCCAGAUCCUGGACCUUCCAGAACUGAACUCCCAAAUCUCGGCUUCAGGGGAUAAACAACAACCAAGAAAAGCUGCAUUAUACGCCAUGGAGAUUAAUGUCGAAAAGGAUCGGAAGACCGGCACUACCAAGAUUCUCUCCGCCUCAGCCGUCAGCCCACAGGAAGCCCAUCAGCGAGGCAUCAAGGUCUACGAUGAUGGCCGCAAAGUAAUCUAUGAGGUGCGUUCCGGAGGGUCUGCUACAAUCGAGAAUGGCACGCAUCCCUGGAGCACAAGUGAAGUGGACGAAUUGAUGCAGCAAGUAGGCCAGCCUCACCAACGAAGCGAUGUUGCACGGGUAACCGUCACGCCAGCCGAGUUGCAGUCAUCAGAAACACCAUUGAGUACCAAAGAGGCCAAGCAAGAUGAGCAACAAAUCUCUAGCAAUACCCAGGAAAGCUACGAGGAUGAGGUGAAUGAGACUCCACAGGCCUCAGCGGACAAACCAGUGACCAUGAUCUUUAUGGGCUACCACAGCAUAGAAGAUGAGGAGGAAACCAAGAAGCUGCUUGGCUUUGAUGGUACAAUCAAGGCCGAGAUCGUCCUUAUUGAUGAAGACGAUGAGAAAUCUCUUCGUGAGAAGACCGUCACUGACAUCUCCAAUAUUGAUGGCAAUGCUGCAGACCUCGUGUCAGGCCGGCCUCUUUCUGAUACCAGUGAACUGUCUUCAGAGGGCAAAGAUGAAACUUCAACCAAGGAACUGCCACCUACAGGUAGUGAGAAGGCUCGUUCAGUACUGCUGACUGCAGAGAAUGGACUGUAUCCGACAACAACUUCACGAUUUAAAGAUGUUCUGAGGUCCCCUGUACUCCCAGAGGAUGACAGUGAGCUGAAAAGAGAAAGAAACCUGAAGACUGUAAGCUUUUUCGAUUCUGUUAGUGUGAAAUCUGGGGAGAGCGGAAUGGAGCUCGACACGCAGGCUGAAAUCCAGCAAAGCUACAUGAACAGUGGCCCAAACAAAGUGAGACACAAGGGGGAUGGACUGGACACUGAUGUUGCCCAGGAAAUCCUCUAUCUAGAUCAGGUGCUUGAGGCAAACUGUUGCGAACCUGGAGCUGACAUAAAUUCAAAUGGGACAUGUUCCUCUGAGUUUCAGGCAAUCAAAGUUGAUGGAACCGGAUCAUCUGUUCAUACUUGUGACACAUCCCCAUUAUACAAUCAUGAAGUUAUUUUAGAAGGGAAAAAACAGGCCACUUUUGUUGACAAUGAAAACAACAAACACAAUGGUCAUGCAGCAAUGAUGGAAAACUGUACGAGGUCACCUGAGUCACCCAGGACGGCAAUCAAAAAAGAGGCACGUUUCGAACUCCGACCAUUUCAUGAAGAAAAGAAACCAUCAAAACUAUUUGACACUCCAACAGAGAAAGAAGUUCGGGUGAAGAAGGUCAGACCCUCAGAGGAAAUUGCAGAGCUAGAGAAGGAAAGGUUGGAACUUAUCCGGGGCCAGGCAGUAAAGAAAAAUCCCGGAAUCGCUGCAAAAUGGUGGAACCCACCUCAGGAAAAGACACUGGAGGAGGAGCUAGAGCCAGAGCAACUGGAGUCGCUUCGAAAGUAUGAGGAGAGAAAGCAGAGGAGACCAGAAACCAAUCGCAUUGUGCAAACGGCUCCCAAACAAACAACCACUUUUAUACAACCUGAAAUAGGAAAUAAGGAGGAUGUUGUCACGGAAGAGAUUGACUUUUCUGCAGCACGCAAACAAUUUUUGCAGAUGGAACAUGUCAGGCAGCCUGUGACCUCCAAGAGAAAUGUAGCACCUCAGCUUUACUCUGCCAAACCUUUCUUUAAGACUCCUGAGGUUACUCAUGUGGAGAGGCUGUGCAGGUCUGUCAGUCAAGAGGGAAUCCCAUCAUAUAAUGAAAGUCUUGUCACUACAGGGAAAGCAGAAAAGAUUUACUGCUGCUCUGGAGAAUCCCACAUGCCAUCCGAGAAAAAAUUAACCACCAAUGAAUUGCAUGAAGAUGAUUUCACUUGUGCCCAUGCAGUAAUGACUAUUGUGAAGGACGAGGACUCUGAUCUGUGUCAGCGCUCUUUGAACAGCUCCUACCAUAUGGAGGAAAUUGAUUCUGGGUUAGAUGACUUGUCCCUAAGAUCUCAGGACACCACUGUACUGGAGACGCUGUCUAAUGACUUCAGCAUGGACAACAUAAGUGAUAGCGGUGCGUCAAAUGAGACAAUGAGUGCCUAUUUGGAAAACUCUCUUGGGGACUACUCUUUUCCCUCAACUCCAGUGGUUAACAUUCCGAUCAAUGGGAAGCAUGACAGUAGAAUCAAAUCUCCAGGUGAGCUGAGUGGGUCUUAUCAGGAAGAUGCUUUGACAGAGGAAGAGCUAGAAUACCAUGCUGGGAUCCUCGUCCAGAAUGCUAUCCAGCAAGCCAUCGCCAAGCAGAAUGACAAGUGGGAGCCACUUCAAUCCACACAACAGUCGUCUCCCAUCCCAGGGAAAGUGGAAAAUGUCCCAUUUCAACCCCAGCAACUAGAGGAGAAAUCUGCUGUCACACCACCCAAAGUCUCCUCCAUAAAGGAGGAAACCAUUACUCCUGAAAUUACCAUAGUUCAAGCCACUCCAGUUAUCCCGGUGAACACGUACAAGUCUCCCAGUCCAUCUCCGCCACAGAGCGAGCAACCUGAAUUCAGCUAUUUCAGUAAAUACUCUGAGGCAGCGGAGCUCAGGAGCACCGCAACUGUUACACGCACUCAGGAAGUGGAAGUGACCUCGGGACCAUUUAGGCUGCGCUCCCGCAAAAAAGGAACCCUAUCUAUGAUUGAAGAGGAGAUUCGGGCGGCCCAGGAACGUGAGGAAGAAUUAAAAAGACAGCGGCAGGUGCAAGCCUUUCACCCACCCUGCUCACAGAAACAGAAGAACGGCAACCAGCCAAGCAAGCUCGUCCUUACUGGAAAGACAGCCCCAGGUAAAAUCGAGAAGAUACGUGCAGUGCCUCCAGCAUCACCAUGCUCAUCAGAUGGAGCACUGCCUUCACCAUUGUCUGAUCUGGGCAGUGAUGAUUCUGGUGGACAGAGACCCAAGAAUUUCAUGCAGACCCUAAUGGAGGACUAUGAGACGCACAAAGUGAAACGCAGAGAGAAAACUGAAGACAGCAGUUACAUCCGAACAGUUACAUCUGAGGUCUUGGAGGCCACGCGUGUUACUCGCAGAAAAAGUAACAUGGCUCUCCGAUGGGAAGCUGGCAUCUAUACCAACCAGGAAGAAGUUGAAGGGGAGGAAGAGUAAACUAAACUUUACUUUCCUGCUGAUGAAACCAGAGGGGAAAUGUGAAACAGGAUUAACAGAAGUAUUAAUUGGGAAUUUAACACCCAACAGCAAUUCACACAGCUCUGAAGCUUUGCUUAACCAAGAUUGUUCAUUUUGGGAGAUCAUGUUGGGACAUAUUUUCUUUUGAGGGCCCUAAGCAAAGACAUUGUUGACCAAAGAUACUGUAAUGCAUCACGUGUCUACUAUCCAAAUAUUUCUUUUUGACAUUGAAUUUGAAUUGACAUGUAAGAUAAGUUAUUCAAUUUGGAGGUCAUUGUGCAUUUAGGAGUCAGGUUCACAGACCUGAAAAUAUGUUAUUGUGUGGCUAUGGAUAAAAAAUGGGAAAUAGUUUAGUCACCUUUACAACCAGGAAUACAAUGUGAUUUUAUCUGAUUUCAAGCUAGAUCUCAGGACAUUUACAUGAAAUUAUUCAUAUUUCAACUCUAAGUGGAGAUUGGUGCCAUUAAUCUGAAGUCAGAAGUCGCCUAGUCAGAUAAUAGUGUUGUCCAUAAACCUUUUAGAGGAAAGCUGAACUAUGCCUGAAGCCUAUUUAAGGAAGUCGUGUCACUGCGCCGCCAUGUUUGCAACGCCUAUAGGGUUUGCUAAAGUGAGCAACCACAUUAAUAGCAAUAGCAGUGACGCAUCUUGUUAAUACUAAAUAUCUUUGCCUAUGAUGAUGAGAUGGUUAGUUACAGAUAUAUUUUCAUACUCGAAUUGGGCUCUGUGUUAUUCGUGUUAGUGAAGUCAUUUCCAGAAACCAUUAUAAAUUGAUACCUUUAAACUGGUACCUUCUGGCGCAGUUUUCAUUUGUGCAGUGGGGUUAGGGUAUUAGGGUGGUUUCUGAAUAUGCCUUCCAUAAUAAACUUUGCAUGAAUCUUAACAUUUCAUAAUUUGGAAAAAAAGCCCCCAUUUAUAUGAACACAAUAAAGUAGGGCACAAACAUAUAACUUUGAAAGUGUACGUUUUUUGGUAAAGAUUGUGUGACGUUUGUAAGAGCAGAUAUCAGUACUAAAAUAAAUCGAACCAGGACAGCAUUGUGGACCAGAAUGGUAUUGUUGUUUAGGGUUGUCCUGUUUGGCUGAAAGUAUAGCAUCCUAUGCAGUGUUGAACAUUUGAAUGACAUUUAAUGAUUGGUAAAUAAUUUGGAGAUUGUUUUAGUUUUACAGGAUGACUUAUUUUGUGUGUGUAUAAUGUACUUGUGCUUGAAUUUGAUAAUAAAGCCACAGUCAUGGGGCAUGAGAGAAAACACGAAUAUGAAAAAGAAAAUGAAAAAAUGAACAGUCAAUAAGUAUUUCACCUUAAUUUAUAAAGAUAAGAACAUUAGCAUUUCCUUAACUAUUACAAGCAGGACUGUAUAGCUGUUUUUACUUUUCUUACAUUCACUUCAUUUAUAUGGACACACACAUCUUUGACAAGUGGGAGGAGUGUAGUAUUAUUAUUAUGAUUUUGGUUUUGAUUUGUUCCUUCUUUGUCCUUAUUUGUUUUUGUGUGUCACAAAAGAAUAUGCUCAGUAGAAUAUGCAUCUAUAGAGGACGCUCACUUUAGAGAUGGUCAUGUCAAAAUAACAAUCACGAAGGAGAGAUAUUUCAACAAUAUGACUUCUGUUUUUGACUUUUGCCCUCAGCGUGAUGCAUUUACAUUUAGUACCACAACACAAUCCCUAGAGCAUCUUUUGACAAAUGUGGCUUUGUUUUUUGUACCGUACACAUAUAAUAUAUACAUUAUGUAUAUCACACUAAAGUAUUUACUGGACUGCUCUAUUUUUGGCAUAUAUGUUAAGUAUUUGUAGUCUUUGGGUUAGAGUGCAUAUAAUAGUGCUUAACUCUCUCGAAAUUAUUCUUGAUUGCAGGCAAAAAGACUAGAAACUAUAAAAGUUGCAUUAUUCUAACACGUGGGUGACAUGUAAAGUUACACCUACAGAAUUAAUAUUUCUUUAUUUAAUAGGUCUGUGAAUGCUGACUUUCUGAGGUGUUUGUUUAUUUUCAUGCGUGAGAGGAUAUUGGAUUUAUAUCUGGAUAUUUUGAUAUAAGACUGUAGUUAGUGAGCAAAUAAUUUGAAUUUUAUAAGGGGGAAAUAUUUUUAUUUGAGCGGUGUUCCUAUACAUGGAAAAUAGUUAUGGAAAACGACAGACGUUUAGUAAUAUUACUGCACAUCUAUCCAUAUUUUAUUUACAGUAUUGUGUGCAUUUGAGAGCCAAGUAUCCCAUACUAUAUGCAUUUUAGAUAUAUUAGUGAAGAAUACAUUUGGUUUGAUGGGCUGCAGGGAAUGUUACAAGCACAGAGUAUUUAAAAUAGUGACCACGAUGUUGACAGGUUUUGCAUUGUGAACACUGCAGCAUUCACUUUAAAUGCAUAGUCAGCGUUAGUUUUCAGGAAUAUGCUGUGCUUUUGUACUAUAAUGUCUAAAAGUUAGAAUUUUUACAUCAUAAAGUUAAAUUAUUAAACGCAAGACAGCGUUCACAUCUGUAAAACAACAGGAAAAUCUCUUUCAGUAUUUUGAAUACUAGAGGAAAGAAGCAUUAGACAUGGGUACAUGUUGCAGUUGUUAUGUGUGAAAACAUGAUGGCAUCUUUAUGGACAUUUAGGAACAGCAGAUUUAGCAAUAAACCUAGAUUUAAAUGCUUUGAAUAGUGUUGACUAUUAGCAGUCAAGCUUUUGUCUGGUCCAUGACCCGUGUGCAUGCAGCUGAUAAAACUGUGGAUCUGCUGCAAUAGGUCUGACAUUGUGAUGGAAGACAGUUUAAAAUACUUUUAUUGAAAUUAUAAAAGUACAGCUUAAACAUGGUCUAUUAUACCAAAAAAUAUCUGCUUUUGUUCUGCUUUUGUUUUUAUUUCUUUAAUUGUUUUAAAAGCAGUCAUGUUUAAUGGGUUUGGAUCUAUUGAUUGAUAAUCAUACUUUCAAAUGCGCCUCUGUUGUCAUGGUAACCACUUACUGUACAUUAAUUUUCUGCUUAUACUGUUUUAUAGUUCUUGUAAGUCUUGCAAUUACACACAUAUAUGAUUAUUUUCUCAUUAAAAGAAUAUUUAAAACCUG
Paramisgurnus dabryanus is the source of this 7047-nucleotide messenger RNA. It is a transcript of the gene palm2akap2, whose product is annotated as PALM2 and AKAP2 fusion. Gene Ontology annotation, biological process: regulation of cell shape. Gene Ontology annotation, cellular component: membrane. The record is from RefSeq and is a predicted model, not a curated record. NCBI's taxonomy places the organism in Eukaryota, Metazoa, Chordata, Actinopteri, Cypriniformes, Cobitidae.